Brachypodium distachyon (stiff brome) is the source of this 2122-nucleotide messenger RNA. RefSeq names its product alpha-mannosidase I MNS5. Gene Ontology annotation, cellular component: endoplasmic reticulum; membrane. Gene Ontology annotation, biological process: mannose trimming involved in glycoprotein ERAD pathway; endoplasmic reticulum mannose trimming; carbohydrate metabolic process. The transcript has 15 exons. Gene Ontology annotation, molecular function: calcium ion binding; mannosyl-oligosaccharide 1,2-alpha-mannosidase activity. Lineage: Eukaryota; Viridiplantae; Streptophyta; Magnoliopsida; Poales; Poaceae. The record is from RefSeq and is a predicted model, not a curated record. Bases 128 to 1882 code for a protein of 584 amino acids.
GUGAAGACCUGUCCGAAAAUGGCAGCAGGGGAGAACUAUCCAUUCUCCAUCAAACCAGCACAGAUCGACCCGAUCCCGAUCGGACACCAUCAAGCUCGGCCCCCCGUCCCACCACACGAAGCCCCCCAUGCGAUCUCCUCGGCUGCUCCGCCCCGCGCCGGCGCGGCUCGUUGCCGCCGCGCUUCUCCUAGCGGCUCUCGCCGGAGGCGCCGCCGCCGCCGACAUCAGCGGCAGGGAUGGGUACGGGCGCGCGAGGAGGCUGCACAUGAGGGACAAGGUCGUCGAGAUGUUUUAUCAUGCCUAUGACAACUACAUGGCGUAUGCAUUCCCUCAUGAUGAAUUGAAGCCUCUUACUAAAAGCUUCACUGACUCCCUCAGUGAGCUUGGUAACCUAAAUCUUGAACAUUUGCCACAUGAUUAUAAUGGAUCAGCGUUGACACUAGUCGAGUCAUUAUCAAGUCUUGUUGUCUUAGGUAACCUCACAGAAUUCGAGAGAGGAGUUACCUGGCUUUCAGAAAACCUAACUUUUGAUGUUGACGCCCGGGUUAAUCUUUUUGAGUGUAACAUAAGACUUCUUGGGGGGCUUAUUUCUGCUCAUAUUCUUGCAAAGGACUACAUCAGUCAGCGUAAAGAUGGAGUAUAUCAGGACCAAUUGCUACAUCUUGCUGAAAAUUUAGGCAGCCGAUUUCUGCCAGCAUUCGAGACACCUACUGGAUUGCCGUAUGCCUGGAUCAAUCUUAAGUACGGAGUGAUAGAGAACGAGACAACUGAAACAAGUACAUCAGGAUGUGGUUCCCUUAUCCUUGAAAUGGGUGCAUUGUCACGUUUGACCGGUGAUUCUAGAUAUGAAGCUGCAGCUCAUCGUGCUCUUCGUAAGCUAUGGAGCAUGAGGAGUUCACUGAAUCUCGUAGGCUCAACACUUGAUGUUUUGUCGGGCAAGUGGAUUGAAUAUUCGUCAGGCAUUGGUGCUGGAGUUGAUUCAUUUUACGAGUAUUUGAUUAAGGCAUACAUUCUUUUCGGAAGUGACGAGUACUGGGAUAUGUUUCAUUCAGCUUACCUUGCGGUGCAGAAGUAUUUCCGACAUGGCCCAUGGUAUCAUGAGGCCGAUAUCAGGACUGGAGAAGCAACACACUGGCAACUAACCAGCCUGCAGGCCUUCUGGCCUGGUGUUCAGACACUACUAGGAGACGUUGCUGCUGCAAAUCUGUCACAUCGUGAAUUUUACAAUGUAUGGCAAAGGUUUGGCGUGCUUCCUGAAAGAUAUCUAUUAGACUACGGAAUACUGCAUCCUACAGAGAAGUACUAUCCUUUACGCCCGGAGUUUGCCGAGUCUACGUUUUAUCUUUAUCAAGCAACGAAAGAUCCUUGGUACCUAGAAGUGGGCGAAGCUAUUAUAGGGUCACUUAAUUACUAUACUAAAGUGGAAGGGGGGUUUGCUAGUAUCAGAGAUGUUUCAACAAUGAAACAAGAAGAUCAUCAACACAGCUUCUUUCUUUCAGAAACGUGCAAAUAUCUUUUCCUCCUUUAUGAUGAUUCAUUCUUGAGGAAGCAAAACUACAUAUUUACAACCGAGGGCCACCCCCUUCCUAUAAGGAGCACAUGGCAUGAGAAAAUUCCUGCAUCGGAUGUUCCCAGCAAUUGGACAUCUGUUAAGGAUGCUGAGCAACCAAUUCGUGUGAGUGCAUUGUCAUCUCAAGUUUGCCCAGAGACAAUUUUCCGGCAGAGCUUUGGGUCCACAUGGGAGAGUGCGUGCCAUGUACCAGAUGUGUUUCCUAACCACAAAUGCAGGGCUGAUGAUGACUGUGGGAUAGAGUCAGUAUCUUGCAAGAGAAGAACUUGCAGUACUGCUGGCUAUUGCGGUUUGUGGCUGGCGGUUUUAUAGUCAAUUUAUCGCAGAGAUGUAUUUUGCCAUUCGGUUCACAGGAUGACCAAAAUAAGGUCAAAAGCUUGAAAAAUAUUCUGUUACAGGGUUAGGCCUAACAUACAUUAGAGCAGCACAUAGCAACAUGGCAUGUAAAUUGUACAAAUUCACAUUUCAAAUAUUGUCUAUAGUGUUUAUAUUGAUGUAGCCUGGCAAAGAAACCAAGGGCGUGGCACAUUCUGAAAUUCUGCCUUUUAUUUA